AUGGAAGCCACGUUGACGCAAAAGCUCCUCAACGAAGAACAAACUGACCUUUUCGACCAAGGAGACAAGGGUGAAUUCACACAAGAAAUGGUUCCGGAUGAAGCAAUCCAUACCGCCAGAGUAGCAAGCAGCCUCCUUGGAAUUUGCAUCGGAAUCUUCAUCCAAGGCUCCACUUUAGCGUUGUCCUAUCUGCUAACUGUUUUUGUCGGGUUUGAAGACACCGCUCUUUCUGACCGAGUCUGUUACACUGUGGCAUUGGUUUGGUCAGUAGUUUCCAGCAUGAUGGGCGUGACCGUACUUCUUUUGAUGAGAAGCAUCUUGAUCACAGCAUUUUACUCAACACACAGCGACAUUGAACACAACACAACUCUUGAAGCCAAGGAAGAACUCAUGGCCCAAAUCAUCGACAUCAUCCAGAAAUACUACACGAUCGGCUCGUUGUUUGGAUUUGGCUUGUCAUGGACUGUCGCUGACUACCUUCUGGGCCUCAAAGGCCACCUUUAUCCAAGUUUCGCAACUCUGUCAAUUGCCAUUGUUUGGUACAUUUGUCCUUCCACCAAGUGCGCCUCCUUCAAAGGCCACUGCGGCAAGAUCCAAGAUGAGGAUGGCAAGGAUCACCUUGGCCCCAACAAUGAUAUUUCUGCGGCUUUGGACUUGGAACAUCCGGCUUCCCAGCAGGCCCAGGGCUGA
Molecule: messenger RNA, 690 nt
Organism: Seminavis robusta
Lineage: Eukaryota; Bacillariophyta; Bacillariophyceae; Naviculales; Naviculaceae
Source: the annotation of a GenBank genome assembly